Molecule: messenger RNA, 1312 nt
Organism: Pseudoliparis swirei
Lineage: Eukaryota; Metazoa; Chordata; Actinopteri; Perciformes; Liparidae
Gene: c11h21orf58
Exons: 10
Coding region: 205-1116 (303 amino acids)
Source: RefSeq, a predicted model, not a curated record
GUUGCAAUGAAGUACGUUAAAAAGUUUCAACCAUUCACAUUAGAUAUAUUCAAACCAUGGCAAUUGUGAUCUUGUUUUAUCAUAGAAACCAACGCAGGUCAUAAUAAAGUGCGAGUGGUAAACAGGUGUGUCCCAUGGAAACCACGGGAUGGCUUUAGUUUCGACUCAAACAAACAGGUGUACACCAAGUCUGUGGGACUCAAAAUGCCAAGAUUGCAGCAUGGCCCGUCUAUGGUUGAUCAAAUGACAAGACUCAAACUCAAACUGCUGGAGAAGAGACUGGAAAACGAAAAGCACAACAUGCACAAUAGAGCAGAGUCUACCCAGUCUGCAAGGAUUUAUGAUGGGCAUCUAGAUCAACUGCACUGUGCACUGAGGCGGAAGCAGGAUCUGCUGAAAAGACUCAGGGAUGAGCACAUAUUAGAGGACCUCAGCAGACCUCACACCUGGGGAGGGUCACAUAAGUCGCAUUUCUUCAGACUCCACCAGCCCACUCCUGCUCUGUCCUUUCUGGUCCCUCCACCUCCUGCCCCGCCUCAGCCUCCACACAUCAUUCAACAGACUCUUCCCCAGCAGCCUGCCACCAUCAUACAACAGCUGCCACUGAUUACUCAGAUCCCCCCACCACAGCCCUACCCUCCACCAUGCUCAGGCGGCAUCAAAGAGGACAUGGUGGAAUUGAUGCUGAUGCAAAAUGCCCAGAUGCAUCAGCUCAUAAUGCACAAUAUGAUGCUGAAAGACACGCCUCCUAUGUGGCCACCAGUGCCCUGUUACUGUGCCCCUCAAACGACGUAUCUUGGGCAGGACAGUUAUCGGGGAAACCCCAUUUUUGUAAGGCCAGAUGUUCAACCCAGAGGAAGUGCUGUCCAUCAUCAUCAUUACUAUGGUACCACCCCUGCAGCGCGACAGCUGCCUCCCAUCAGCCACCCUACAUGGCCACCAGAGGCAUCAUCUGUCCUAACAGGACAAGCAGGAGGACAGCUCCCCUCUGUACACAACGAAGCAGCCCCUUGCACACUCCCUCCACUCCACGCAGGACUCAGAUUUCUCUUUGAGAGUCCCCCGCAGAGAGACCAUGGACGACUGGAUAAGACUGGUCAAACAUAUACAGUAUAAAAGGAACAAAAGAGGAGAUAGGAUCACAUUGCACGUGGAAUAAUGGAAUUAUGUCUCGUGAAAAAGUUGCUUUUCCUUGAACAUUUUCAAAAUGUAUCCUGUAUGAAUGGCAGAUAAUUGUGAACUACUUUUGACAUGCUUGCUUCUCACCACGACGCGAUCCCACAGAAUAACAUUAAAAAGUAUGUUUACCGGC